AUGGUUGCUGAUAUGGGAGAUAGAGUCCACCGGUUUGUGAAUGGUUUGGGGCCACAUUUGGCUGAUGAAUGUUUGACUGCCUCACUUCAGGAAGGAAAGAGGUUUGAUCGCCCUAUUUAUUCCGGACCAGGUCAGAGUUCCAGAGCUCCGAGUUCUCAGUACAGGGGUGACUCCGAUCAGAUUAGACCACCUUUACCACAGUGCACUCAAUGUGGUAGGCUACAUUCGAGACAGUGCCGCCUAGGUACAGAUGCUUGUUAUGCCUGCGGACAGACAGGUUAUAUGAUGCGUGAUUGUCCGUCGAGAGGUGGCAGAGUUCGGGUUCAGGAUAUGGAGGCGAAGCCACCAACUCGUCAAUCCGGUCCAGUGGCGAAUAAGUUCUCAGAUGUGUUCCCGGACGAGCUUUCAGGUCUUCCACCAGAACAGGAGAUCGACUUUGAUAUUGACGUGUUGCCAGAUACAAAGCCAAUAUCUAUUCCUCCCUAUAGAAUUGGUCCUGCGAAACUGAGGAAGUUGAAGGAUUUGCUUGAGAAAGGUUUUAUCAGGCCUAGUUCGUCCCCAUAG
Molecule: messenger RNA, 564 nt
Organism: Lycium ferocissimum
Lineage: Eukaryota; Viridiplantae; Streptophyta; Magnoliopsida; Solanales; Solanaceae
Exons: 3
Coding region: 1-564 (187 amino acids)
Molecular function (GO): zinc ion binding; nucleic acid binding
Source: RefSeq, a predicted model, not a curated record